UUUUCCGCCAACCCGGAUGUAGCUGCACGGGAGCGAAGGUCAAAUAGGUUUCAGAUGGGUUUUUUUUAACAUUCUCUUCUCUGCGUCACAGUCUCAGUCUCCAGGCCUACAGCCCUGGGGCCUGGGUUCUCCACGCACGUUAGCGUCCCCUCACCUGCGCCUCCCACCGCGGAUUGUUGUCUCAAGGCCCAUCUCGCCUGGAAGAGAAGCCCAGAGGAGGCAGAGGAGGAAAACCUAAGAAUCAGGAAUGACUCUUUCUCAGGAACCAUUGACCUUCAGGGAUGUGGCCAUAGAAUUCUCUGAGGAGGAGUGGGAGUGCCUGGACGCUGCCCAGAGGGCCUUGUACAGGGAUGUGAUGUUGGAGAACUACAGGAACCUGGUCUCCCUGGAUUUCUCUACUAGAUGUAUGAGCAAAGAAUUACCACCAAAAGAUGACAUUAAUAAUGGAGAAUUAUUCCAAACAUUGAUUUUGGAAAGACAUAGACUUCAUGACUUUGAUUUGAGAGAAGUCCAGCAAGAUGUGAACAGAUGUAAGACUCAGUGGCUAUCUGAAGAAAAAAAUGAAGGAAUGACUGUAUCCCAUUACAAAAAUCUCACUUGUAGAGAAGACCAAGAACAUCAAAAAUUCAGGAAUAAUUUCUCUGUAAAGCAUAGUGUUUCCAUAAAAAGUAGUAAAUCUCAAUAUUACAAACAUGAUAUAAUUAAUAAGGCACUAAAAAGCAAGGUAGGCUAUUCAGGAAGCAAGAACAAAAAUCGUUUGGACAGUAGGCUUGGAUUAAGCUCUCAUUCACAUGUGGCUCAACUGCAGAGAUUUCAAACCCAUGAGGAAGUUUAUGAAAAUAAUCAAGUUGAGAAGUCUACCAAAAUGUCCUCAGUUUCACCACUUCAAAGAAUUCCUUCUAGUGUCAAAACCAACAUUUUAAAUAAAUAUGAGAAGGUUCUUAUGCAUCCUUCAUUACAGACACAACAGAAAACACCCAAAAGAGAAAAACCUUAUAAAUGUAGUGAGUGUGGGAAGACUUUUAGCCAUUGCUCAACCUUAGCUAAUCAUCAAAGAAUUCAUUCUGAGCCAAAACCUUACAAAUGUAAUGAGUGUAGCAAAGUCUUUAACAGAUUCUCAAACCUCACAAGGCAUCAGAGAAUCCAUACUGGAGAGAAACCAUAUAAAUGUAAUGUAUGUGGUAAGGAUUUUAUGAUACGUUCACACCUUUGGGGACAUGAGCGAAUUCAUACUGGAGAGAAGCCUUACAAAUGCGAUGAGUGUGGCAAAGCCUUUUCUGAGUGUUCAAAUCUUGUUCAACAUAAAAGAAUCCAUUCUGGAGAGAAACCUUACAAAUGUAAUCAGUGUGGUAAGGAAUUUAUCACCCGUUCUCACCUUUGGGGUCAUGAGAGAAUUCAUACUGGAGAGAAACCUUACAAAUGUAAUGAAUGUGGAAAGGCCUUCACCGGGAGUUCAAACCUUACUCAACAUAAGAGAAUUCAUGCUGGAGAGAGACCAUAUAAAUGUAAUGUGUGUGACAAGGCCUUUAGUCAGAAUUCAAGCCUUAUCGUUCAUCAGAGAAUCCAUACUGGUGAGAACCUUACAAAUGUCAUGAAUGUGGCAAAGCCUUUAAGCAGUACUCAAGCUUGAAUAGACAUCAAAAUAUACAUAGAGGGAAGAUACAGAUGUAGAGCCUGUGGUAAGGUUUUAUUAGAUGUUCUCAACUUUGGAGUCAUGAGGGAAUGCAUACUGCAAAAAAAAAAAAAAAAAAACUACAAGAAAAUGGCAU
This is a messenger RNA of Canis lupus familiaris (dog), 1769 nucleotides long. Its product is annotated as zinc finger protein 677. The record is from RefSeq and is a predicted model, not a curated record. Gene Ontology annotation, molecular function: DNA-binding transcription repressor activity, RNA polymerase II-specific. Lineage: Eukaryota; Metazoa; Chordata; Mammalia; Carnivora; Canidae. Gene Ontology annotation, biological process: negative regulation of transcription by RNA polymerase II.